UGUAGCAAAAGUGCAUAUAUGGUAUGGGUGAGUGCUGAGCAGUACUCAUGAACCACCACCAGAUUUAUAAUCACUGCCAUUGGUUUGUCUGUGGAAGAGGUGGUUUUGAGCUUCUUCUCGUGACUGACAAAUUGGUUUAGCGUUACUCUAGCAUUAAUCCAAGCCAUCACUUGCACCAUAAGAUAUAUGUGUACUCAUCUUUAAAAACCACCCUGGGGAAAUGCAUAGGAUAUGUUAAAUGGAAUACACUACUUUUAAAUGACAGAACCACUAGAAGACUUGAGCAGAGGAUCAAGGACCGCGCAGCAUUUUCAUUCCGGAGCCACCCAAGACCAGCACGCUUCCAUGGCCUACGCCUGACCCAGACUCUGUGAAGGACACAACAUUUGCCAUUUUAACCCAGACCAACGCUGCCAACUUGCUGCUCUGCAACACCCAGGACAGCAGGUCCACCAGAACAACACACCAUGGAAAACCAAACCAUGGACUUAGCCGACUGGUCACUGACGACAGAAUUUGACUACAGUGAUUCAACGCCAUGCCCAGGAACUGAGGAAAAGCACUUUGCAGCAAAACUUUUGCCACCGCUUUAUUCUUUGGUGGUGAUAUUUGGCUUCAUAGGCAACAUGCUCGUUGUCCUUAUCCUAGUAAAGUACAAGAGACUGAGGAGUAUGACUGACAUCUACCUGCUCAAUUUGGCAAUUUCUGAUUUGCUGUUUAUAUUUUCUCUCCCUUUUUGGGCUUAUUAUGCUGUUCACGACUGGAUUUUUGGGGAUGUGCUUUGUAGAAUUCUCUCAGGUGUCUACCUCCUUGGCUUCUACAGCGGCAUCUUCUUCAUAAUCCUGUUGACCCUAGACAGGUAUCUGGCCAUAGUGCAUGCGGUGUUUGCUUUAAAAGCUAGGACAGUUACCUAUGGCAUCCUCACCAGCGCUGUCACUUGGGCUGUUGCCAUUUUUGCUUCUGUUCCUGGGACAGUAUUUCACAAAACUCAAAAGGAAAAUUCACGUUAUACUUGCAGUGCUCAUUAUCCAUCAGAGCAGAGAAAUGUAUGGAAGCAAUUCCUGACCUUAAAAAUGAACAUCCUGGGACUUAUUAUUCCAAUGGUAAUUAUGAUCUGCAGCUACACACAAAUUAUAAAGACAUUACUGCAAUGUAGGAAUGAGAAGAAACAUAAAGCAGUCAGGCUUAUUUUUAUCAUCAUGAUUGUCUACUUUUUGUUCUGGGCACCAUAUAACAUUUGCAUUCUCUUGCGUGAUUUUCAGGGCAUGUUUUCCAUCACUACUUGUGAAGGCAGUGGUCAACUGCACAAAGCAACCCAAGUGACAGAAACAAUCUCAAUGAUCCACUGUUGUAUCAACCCUGUAAUUUAUGCCUUUGCUGGAGAAAAAUUUAGGAAGUAUCUUCAUAGCUUUUUCCGAAAGCAGAUUGCAUUCCACUUCUCUAAAUACUGUCCCGUUUUCUAUGUCGACACAGCUGAACGGGCUAGCUCCACCUACACACAAUCUACUGGAGAACAAGAAGUUUCUGCUGCAUUGUAAAUUGUGUCUAGUGAAAAAGUGGAAUUGACUUUUGUGAAAUCAAGUCUGUCAUGAAAGCCUGUGGAAUCCGUCCUGGAUACUGGCUCUAAGGCAGCUGCAGAAGAUCACAGAACACAUAUAAAGCAAAGUUUGUAUUUGCUGAUACAUUUGGGUAUUUGUACAUAAACGAAAAGGAUGUAUCAAAUUAGCUACCUAGACAUGGUAACACGGGAUUCUGUAGGGAAAAAAAGUGUUCUCUUUUUUUUGUGAAUGUAAAUGCAUAGUUUUGUACUACAGGGCUCAAAAGCACACAAAGGCUGAGGGCCUAAGCUAGCAGGCUCAUAAACUGAUUUUUUGAAGUGAACUAGAGGUUAGAAAUUUACGCUGGUUCUUUGGAAACAUUUCUUGACUGUACCUUACACAAGAUAUCUCACUCAUUUAAACUCUGUCUCAGUCACAUCUUUUACUAGUCUGGUUGUGUAUCUCUGUAAAUAAUGCUAAACUACUGAGGUCCGUGAUACAGAAUCUUUACAAGUGGCAUAGGAAAAUUUUAUUCAUUUAGAAGAGACUCUGACAUUUCAACGUGUAUUUCCCUUUCCGUAUGGUUAAGUACCAACCUCUUGUAUCUUUCUCAUAAUAGUUUUAACUACUAGGUGCUGAUAUCUAAGUGACUUGCAAGUUUGAUACUUCAGAAGGCUCUCUUUUAAUCAACUGCUGUUUUAUAUGCCACUCAUACUAAAAAGCUAAUAUAACAAAUUAUCAUUGAUCAGAAAAUCAAUGCGUUUAGAAUAUUUUAAAAAUAAAGUAUUGCACACGGAGCUUUAACCAGGUUAGAUCAAAUGUGGACAAUGAGUCAACAGGGUUUUAGCUUUUUAGUGCGGUGAUUUUGCUUGCCAUUUUUCUAGCCUACAUAAGAGAAAAACUUUAAAUAUGAAAUGAAUGCAGCUGUAAUGGCUGCAAAACCACAACAGCAUUAGAGGUGUGAAAAUGAUCUCUGAACAUGAUUGACUCCGAUGUUUUUAGAGAUAAACAUAUGCUAUAAACACUUAAGUUAUCAAAAUAUAUGAAUACGGAAACAUAUUCACUGCUCUACAGAGUCAAGGACACAGAGUAUCUCUUUUUUGUUUUAGAAGCAGGUAUCAUUUGUGGGCUAUAACAAUGGGUUUUUUUCUGAAACUUAGGAGUUUUACAGAGAGAGAAGCUUCCAUAAUUAGUCAAGUGGUCAAAUGACUGGGCUUCCCCUUAAAGCUCAGAUCCCACAAAACACUUGAACACAAAGAAGAGAUUAAAUAAAUAUGGGGAUACUCAUGUGCUUAAGAUCAUACCAUAAUCAACCUAUUAAUUGAUUUAGGCCAAGUUGUCCUUUCUAACACUUCUUAUACUUUCCCUAGGACAUACAGUUUUAGAUAACUCUGGAGACAGGAAAUUAAAAGUGAAUACUUUGAUUGCUAUUCUUAUCCAGCAGGGCGAUUUCUGUUUCCCAACUCCUCUAGAUAACCUUUUAAAUAAUACUUUCAAAGAAGCAAAUGUUUCAAAUAGCCCCAAAGAGAUUUUACAUUGCCAAGGGCUUGUGAAAGCAGGAAGUGAAAUAGGGAAAUCUUUGCCUAUCAAACCACUUGUUUUAAGUUAUUCAGUUUUGUCAUAUUAAGCACCUCUUUUGGACUACAUCCACAUGGGAAGUAUAACAAAAGUAUACUGCACCUUCAAAUUUACAAGAUUUUCAGCUGCAUACUCUUUUUUAAGACUCUGUGCAUCGGUUACUUUCUGGACUUUGUAUAUGCUUUUAAAACACGUAACUAUAUCAGUAUAAGCAGAAAUUGUGUAAUUUCAGCAUAAAACAACAAAUAUAUGCAUUUAUUUUUUAAAGAGAUAGAAAGCUACAGGCAGUAACUUCUGGAUAGGCUGGCUUUUUGUUUUUCCUUCUAGAAUACAUUUAUGAAAAUAUUUUUAUAUUUUAGUCUGCUCUUGACAAGAACUUUCUUUUGGCCCCUAAGACGCCUCACCUUAAGUUACUUUCUCUGGAGAGCAUCAAGGUGUGUAUCUCGACGAGCCCUGCAGGAGCAAAGUACAACAACCAAGUGUGCACAACCACACCGACAAGCUUUCUGAGAGACUUGUCAAAAAGCAGCCCCAAUCCUCUGUGGUGUUCUCUUCUACAGCAUGGAUCUUUCCAAGUGACAAGCAGCUUCUGAAGGGAAGAGGUGGAACUUAGAGAUUGGUGGCCCAGUGGAUGAGCAGCUUACCAGGAGUUUCUAUCACUUCACCGAGAAGGAAACACGCUUCAGCAAAUGCCAACAUCUCAGAUGUCAGCUACUGUAGUGAACUGUGAUCCACAUUCAAGGAGAUAACAGAAAACAUAGUAUGUGGUAGCACUGCUGGUGCAUUCAACUACGGACUCUGCCAAUAGAUUGUAAUAAUAUUUUGUAUUAUACAAACCAUUAAAGUUGGUUAACUUUUGUGUGUUA
Messenger RNA from Chroicocephalus ridibundus (black-headed gull), 3982 nucleotides. Its product is annotated as C-C chemokine receptor type 5-like. Gene Ontology annotation, biological process: G protein-coupled receptor signaling pathway; positive regulation of cytosolic calcium ion concentration; cell chemotaxis. The record is from RefSeq and is a predicted model, not a curated record. The transcript is spliced from 5 exons. Gene Ontology annotation, cellular component: external side of plasma membrane; membrane. Gene Ontology annotation, molecular function: C-C chemokine receptor activity; C-C chemokine binding. The coding region runs from base 468 to 1538 and encodes 356 amino acids. NCBI's taxonomy places the organism in Eukaryota, Metazoa, Chordata, Aves, Charadriiformes, Laridae.